GAAUUCACCGCUUACGACUUUGUGGUAAGACUGCCCCGUUCGAAGCCCACACGAGCACAGCAUGGCGACCCAGUUGGCUAGGAUGACCCGGACCGCUGAGAAGAAACAGCUCUCCGCCCUGAACGGCCAGUUCGCCUCCUACAUCGAGAAGGUGCAGGCGCUGAACCAGAGCAAUGCCGCCCUGGAGAGUCAGCUGCAGGCCGUCCAGGCCAAAGCUGCCCCCGUAGAAAAGGCGAAGUACGAGGGGAUGCUGAGUGCUCUGCGCGCUCAGGUGGACGGGCUGUCUCAGCAGAAGGCUCAGUUGGAGGUUGAGAGGAAUAGCUGGCAGUCGCAGGCGGAGGAAUGGCAGGGAAAGUGCGAAGAGCAGUAUACGGUGCGCUCGGGGCUGAAGGCCGAAAUCGAGAAGAACAAAACGGAACUGGCAACCAUCAAUGCUGCUCGUUCGGGCUUCGAGAGCAGGCUGGUGGCCGCGCAGGGAGAGAUCGAGGCCGUGAAUAAGAAUAACUCUACGGAGAUAGCAGCUAUGCGGGGAGAGUUGGCCCAGACCGUGACCUCGAUAGAGGCAAAGCAGGCGGCGGUGACAGGACCGGACCUCAGCGACACCCUGAGGGAGAUCCGUGAGCAGUACGAGGUGGUCGGCCAGGCGAACAGGCAGGACGCUGAGGCAAAGUACAGGGAAAAGUUUGCGGAGAUAGCCCUGCAACGGCAGAAAGACAGCGAUGCUCUGGCAGCCGCCAGGGCAGAAGUGGCUGAGUUCCAAAAGAAGAUCGACACCCUGAGGGCCGAGGCCGAGUCUAUCAGGAGCAAGAACAUCGCCAUGGAAGACGGCAUGAACCAAACGGAGGUCCGCAUACAGAAGGAGAUGGAAUCGUACAGGCAGGCCAUUGGCAAACGCGAGGCGCAGGUCGAGCAGAUGAAGCUGGAGAUUGCACAAAAUCUCACUAACUACCAGGAGCUGAUGAACGUCAAGAUGGCGCUCGACCUCGAGAUAGCCGCUUACAGGAAGCUGUUGGAGGGAGAGGAGAUCAGGCUGGCCGGCCAGGCUUAGUCGCCCUAGCCAGUUCAGACGGCCCAGAUCACCGAGCCAGUGGCGGCACCACCUCAGUAAAACUAUUCAAACCCCGUCAUGGGAGAACGUUAGAACAUAAAAUAAGAUUUUAUAGCGAGUCUCUAAUACAUUAGAUUCAUGUCACAUUCAUCAGUACAAAAACUAUCAAUCAAGGUACCGUCCAAGGAAGAAAAAAGAGGGGAUGUCAACAUAAAAGAUGAUAAUAUCAGAGAAUGGACAGUCAUGAGACAAAUCGAAACACAGAUGCUGCAGGAAACCAGGAAGGGUGGGGAAACUUCUUGCCAGAUUUUCCCUGGUGCUCGAAUACUCGAAAAGUAACUAGAUGACACAAAAAGCGCAGAUUUUAAAGAUGCCAUGGUUGAAUGGUUCAAUGAAUGGAUUUCUUCACAGUUCAUGUUACCCGUGAACACCGUUGCUAUUCUGGUAAGACAAUUACGAAACGGCACGUCGGUUACAAUAUAUAUCAAUACAAAAGCAUGUUUCUUAGUUACGUAACAAUACACUAGGUUGGCGAGAAGCUUGGAUGACAAAUAGCUACAUACAGAGUAAAUGAUAUUUGGGCACUGAGAACCACAUGCACGUCACGUUAUUCAGUGCACCUUGACCUACUGUGGCAUUUUUAUCAAAUAUAGAAGCAUCAAACGUAAUAAAAGAAGAUCAAACGU
Messenger RNA from Branchiostoma floridae (Florida lancelet), 1734 nucleotides. RefSeq names its product non-neuronal cytoplasmic intermediate filament protein-like. The transcript is spliced from 7 exons. Bases 62 to 1048 code for a protein of 328 amino acids. Lineage: Eukaryota; Metazoa; Chordata; Leptocardii; Amphioxiformes; Branchiostomatidae. The record is from RefSeq and is a predicted model, not a curated record.